This is a messenger RNA of Pollicipes pollicipes, 633 nucleotides long. RefSeq names its product ethanolamine-phosphate phospho-lyase. The record is from RefSeq and is a predicted model, not a curated record. Gene Ontology annotation, cellular component: mitochondrion. Gene Ontology annotation, molecular function: transaminase activity; pyridoxal phosphate binding. Lineage: Eukaryota; Metazoa; Arthropoda; Thecostraca; Pollicipedomorpha; Pollicipedidae.
GCGACAUCCGCAUCAUGGGCAUGUUCGCCGGCAUUGAUCUGGUGACGGACCGCGGGACCCGCGCCCCUGCCACCGACCAGGCCAAGGAAGUUGUAACGCGCAUGCUCCAAGGCGAGGACAAGGUGCUGCUGUCGACGGACGGGCCGCACCGGAACGUUCUCAAGUUUAAGCCGCCGAUUGUGUUCUCGGAGGAAAACUGUCAGCUGCUUCUGCGCAAGCUGGACCAAGUGCUGGCAGAGGUGACCGCGGAUAAAGAGAGAGCGCAGCCGCCCGCCGCUGCUUGUGCUACCAACUGACGCUGCUGCUCACAAGAAAUCUUACGGGGAAUUGAGGUGACUUCGCCACGGGAACUGGCCGCGAACCUGUGCCGGCCAGCGUGGAACGGGUCCCCGCGCUGGCAGAGGGCGGGGGCUCGCCGCACCCACCGCCUUCCCCGCUCGGUGAAACCAGACCCGUCUCCGUCCUGGUCCGCCAUGCGGCGGACGUUCGUUGAAAGCACGGCGGUGCGCACAGGGCAGAUGUUGUUGCUCUGAAUCAACGUUUUGCACUGGCCACGCCUGUCCUUCGCCGAGCGCCGCUGCGAAAAACAAAACGAUGAAAAGGUAUUUCCGAAUACAUCUGAACUGGGCUCAA